Messenger RNA from Paramormyrops kingsleyae, 3314 nucleotides. NCBI's taxonomy places the organism in Eukaryota, Metazoa, Chordata, Actinopteri, Osteoglossiformes, Mormyridae. The record is from RefSeq and is a predicted model, not a curated record.
GUUAAUCAGCUUUUGACACUUUUAUACUUGAAGCUGAGAGUUUGGCUGUUACCUUAGACAGGCUUGCAAAUUCACCAGCUUCCAGCUGAAGGCGAAAAAUACCACAUUGUCUGGAUUUUACCUACAAACGAAACCCGUUCAGCUCCCUUCCUGCUGUUUAAACACUGGAAGCACCGUUGUUGUUGAAAUGCAUCAAUCAAAUUAACGAUGGUUUUUGCCUGUCUCAAUACUCAAAUACUCAAAGCUCAUACUGGGUUUUAUCUGUAUUACCUGCAAGGUUUGCGUACUUUUACCUUUUGUUUUGUUAUGUUCCAGUCUUAUGGUUUACAACAUGGAGCACGUCUGCUUCUUGAUGGACCAGCAUGCCCAGCCGUACAUGCUUGCCAGCCUGACGCGUCCACACUCCGAGCAGCUUCUGCAGGGUCUCCAGCUGCUACGGCAGGACCGCGAGCUGUGUGACGUGGUGCUGCGCGUGGGCGACGCCAAGAUCCACGCCCACAAGGUGGUGCUGGCCAGCAUCAGCCCCUAUUUCAAGGCCAUGUUCACGGGGAACUUAUCGGAGAAGGAGAACUCUGAAGUGGAGUUCCAGUGCAUCGACGAAGCUGCUCUUCAGGCCAUCGUGGAGUACGCCUAUACCGGCACAGUGUACAUCUCCCAGGACACAGUGGAGUCCCUACUCCCGGCCGCCAACCUGCUUCAGGUGAAGCUGGUGCUGAAGGAGUGCUGCGCCUUUCUGGAAAGCCAGCUGGACGCUGGCAACUGCAUUGGCAUCUCCCGGUUCGCCGAGACCUACGGCUGCCACGACCUCUGCCUGGCCGCCACCAAAUUCAUCUGCCAGAACUUCGAGGAGGUGUGUCAGACGGAGGAGUUUUUCGAGCUGACGCGCUCCGAGCUGGACGAGAUCGUCUCCAACGACUGCCUGAAGGUGGUCACCGAGGAGACCGUCUUCUACGCCCUGGAGUCCUGGAUCAAGUACGACGUGACGGAGCGGCAGCAGCACCUGGCCCAGCUGCUGCACUGCGUCCGGCUGCCUCUGCUCAGUGUCAAGUUCCUCACCCGUCUCUACGAGGCCAACCAUCUGAUCCGCGAUGACCACGCCUGCAAGCACCUCCUCAACGAGGCCCUUAAGUACCACUUCAUGCCUGAGCACCGGCUCUCCUACCAGACGGUGCUGUCCACCCGGCCAAGGUGUGCUCCCAAAGUGCUCCUCGCCGUGGGAGGCAAGGCUGGCCUCUUUGCCACCCUGGAGAGCAUGGAGAUGUACUUCCCUCAGACCGACUCGUGGAUCGGCCUGGCGCCGCUCAGCGUGCCCCGCUACGAGUUCGGCGUGGCUGUACUGGACCAAAAAGUGUACGUGGUGGGUGGCAUCGCCACGCACAUGCAGCAGGGCAUCAGUUUCCGGCGGCACGAGAGCACAGCCGAGUGCUGGGAUCCCGACAGCAACACCUGGUCACCGGUGGAGCGCAUGGCGGAGUGCCGCAGCACGCUGGGUGUGGCCGUGCUGGCCGGCGAGCUCUACGCCCUGGGCGGCUACGACGGCCAGUACUACCUGCAGUCGGUGGAGAAGUAUGUUCCCAAGAUGAAGGAGUGGCAGCCGGUGGCACCCAUGACCAAGUCGCGCAGCUGCUUUGCUGCCGCCGUGCUGGACGGCAUGGUGUACGCCAUCGGCGGCUAUGGCCCCGCCCACAUGAACAGUGUGGAGAGGUACGACCCCAGCAAAGACUCCUGGGAGAUGGUGGCACCCAUGGCGGACAAGAGAAUCAACUUUGGGGUGGGCGUCAUGCUAGGAUUUAUAUUUGUGGUGGGUGGACACAACGGGGUCUCUCACCUGUCCAGCAUUGAGAGGUACGACCCCCACCAAAACCAGUGGACGGCAUGCCGACCAAUGAACGAACCACGGACUGGAGUGGGAUCUGCAAUCGUCGAUAACUUCCUGUAUGUGGUGGGCGGUCACUCGGGCUCGUCGUACCUGAACACGGUCCAGCGCUACAACCCCAUCGCGGACAGCUGGCUGGACUCCAGCGGCAUGAAGUACUGUCGCUGUAACUUUGGCCUCACCGCCCUUUGACCUCGGUGCAGCUGCUGAGGACUCCAUAAGGGAAGGCAGGCACAUGAGUUCCACUUUUUUUUCUGUUCAUUAUAAUUUUUCCUCCUUCCUGUGUGUUUUCACGGGACUGAAGAGGCACAGAAGCCUAGGGGAGUGUGCCCUGUCUGAAUGGGCCCGGGCCCGGCCCCAGAACCGUGGGUGGGGCUGCAGGAUGGGAGGUGGCCCCCGACGUCAAGGUCCAGGUGGCAGGAGUGAGAACCCCACCGGGAUGAGGGCUCUCACGGUCGCCCUGUGACCUGUCGGAGAACGGUGGGAUGCUUCUGUCCCGCUUUCGAAGCGCUCUCGUUUCAUCAGGAUGUUACGUUUGGUGGUUUGCCAGUACCAGUGGUGCCCACUGCAUCCGUGCCACGCAAACUGCGAGCGUGAGGAGCUGUUAACCACUGUCGCUUUGCCUGCUGGAUUUAUUUUUUUAUUAUUAUUAAUACGCAGUUUUUACUUUGUUUCCCUGCUAUAAGCAGAUAUUCCAGUUCUUGAUUAAUUCUGUGUGUAUGUAACAGAUUGUGAGACUGUGUGUGUGUGUGUGUGUGUGUGUGUGAGAGCGAGAGACAGAGAGUUUGUGAUUGUGUGACAUACUCAGGCAAGUUUAGUAAGUCACACACUGUUGGCAUCUGUGAACCAGUGCUUCACGAAAAAGUACAAAAAAUCUAUUUCUAUUCACUUUAAAGGGCUGCCUUUUCUCUCUUGUAAAUAUUUGAAACAAAGAAUAUAUAUAUAUAUCCUCUAGUGCAUUGCCUGUAAAUGUUUUCUGCACUGGGUUACUAGUUAGGGUAUGUUUAUGUGUGUGUGUCUGAGAGGGUGGUGUUACAGAGGAGACUGUGUGACCAUGUGAUCUCAGCUCUUCAGGGAGUGGAGUCACACUUUGCUGACCUUUCAACCAGGCAAGGAAUUUCAAGUUUGUAGCCUCCCAGAUGGCCAGUGAUUGAUGAGUGGUGUGGCAUGGGUUUAACAUGUUUUUUUUUUUUGCCUCAGAAACGUUGUGGGGGUGGGGGGUGGGUUUAAACACAAUACUCUUAUCUGGUGCUACUCAAGGAUUCAGGAUCAAGCUGUCAAUGAUGUCUUUAUGGUUGUGUGAUGCCUCACUCUGCAUGAGUUACCUUCACUUAUCUGUGCCCUCCUUUAUUUUCCUUUCCGAUGUGUAUAUACUUUUGUGUGUUUAAAAGGAGAAAAGCAUGAGCAAGCCUGGCCCAGCAAUAAAAUUCUGUACUGA